UACUUUGAAAGGCGUCGCAGAGGCUGGUGCAUGGGUUGCCUUUUCGGGCAUGGAGCCAGCGCCCUAAUGCAUCCCUCAAAUCGACUCAGUCAGGCGUCGCUUGGAGACACAGUGAAUAGGAAAAAAAGAGAGCUUAGGAUGGGAUGAAGGCGAGCGAGGAAACGGGCGUUGUUUCUCUUAUCCCCAUUAUCCCCUCCUUUUCAUUGCUCCUCUGCUCCAGUACCUGCCUGCCUCCUUGGGUUUUAGGAUUGCCUGCUGCUGCUGCUGCUGCUGCUGCUGCUGCAGCUGCUUGAAUCCUCUCCUCUCUGGGCUGCCAUUUAGGUCCAACCCAUUAAGCUGCCUCCGCUGCCACCACCUGGUCUGGCUCCUUGGAGGCUGCUUGCUGCUGCUUUCUAUUAAUUGUCAUCUUCCUUUCCCGGACUGCAGUGAGGAGGAGGACGUGAUUGGCACGAUGCUACGUUGGGGACCGAAAUGCCAACCAGGAGACGGCAAGGCGAUGAUGAGCUGAAGUGUGGCUGAGGGCCAGUGGGAACACCGUGGCUGCGCUGCUUCCUUCCUGGGGUCUUUUAACGGCCUCCUGCUGACUCCUGUUCUUGCUUGUCCAUCUUAAGACUUUCACAUCCACGGGUGCGGCUUGUGCCAGACGUCAUAUAGGGUCAGGAUUCUGAUGUCUUGACUUUGGAAUCCCAGAAGAACUGAGACACAAGGAUCCUGCACGUUUCUCUCCCUAGCAGAUUGUUUUCAGUCUCCACAGUGCAGGAGAGGGGUCGACAGUUGUUGGCACUCAGACACAGAUGCAUUGUGCACUCUAGGAAGAAAAACUAAGGCUACACAUAAAAAAUGUCUCUGGAUCCUCCGAGACAAAUAGGAGUGUGGCGACAGACAAGAGCUCUUUUAUACAAGAACUGUCUAGUUAAAUGGAGGACUAAAAAGGCUAGUGUUCAGGAAGUCCUGAUUCCACUUACCUUUUUAGGUUUGCUAAUAAUAAUAAGCAUGAUUCAGCCUAACAAAAGACAUGAUGAAGUUCCAGAUUGUAAUCUUGAUUCUACGAGUUGCUCCAGCAUCUCUGAGUUUAUUAUUGGCUACACACCAGUGACUAAUAUGACAAGAACAAUCAUGCAUAAAGUGACUUCAGAAUACUGCCCAGAAGCAGAAGAUGCAAAAGAAUUUCUGAGUGAGGCAGAAAUGGAAGAGGCCAGUCUUCAGGACCCUGAAAACUUUGUUGGUGUCAUUUUCAAUGAUUCCAUGUCCUAUCACCUCAGAUUUCCUACUGUAGUGGCUCCAAGAUCUUUAAUCCUCCCGACAUCAAUAGCCAGUUGUUCAACCCCUUCCAAAAUGUGUGAAGCUGAAACAUACUGGCAUUAUGGAUUUGCAGGCAUACAGAUCUACAUUGAUGCAGCAAUUAUAGAGUUGAAGACUAAUAAAUCAGUUUUGGAAGAACUGGAAUCAGCAAAAGCUGUCAAGAUGGGAAAGUCUGCUGUUGUGGAAAUAGAUAAUUUCUUUCGUGCAGUAAUCUUAAUUUACUUAGUUAUUGCCUUUUCACCUUUUGGCUAUUUUUUGACUAUUCAUAUUAUGACAGAAAAAGAGAAGAAACUGAAGGAAUUUUUAAUGGUAAUGGGACUUCAAGACACAGCUUUUUGGCUUUCUUGGGUCUUGCUCUACACCAGUCUGAUUCUUGUCAUGUCCCUUCUCAUGUCGGUUAUUGCAACAUUUUCUUCGCUCUUUCCCCAAAGUAGCAGCUUUGUGAUAUUUCUUCUUUUUUUCCUAUAUGGAUUAUCCUCCAUUUCCUUUGCAUUUUUGCUAACCUCUCUUUUCAAAAAAGUGAACUAUGCUGGUUCAGCUCAGUUUUUCACAACUGUGGCUUUUGGUGCUGUGGGCCUGAGCAUUGCCCUGUUGGAAGAUUUUCCAAAGUCUUUUGUGUGGUCACUAAGCCCACUGUGUGAAUGCCCCUUUUUAAUUGGUGUUGUACAGGUGAUGCAUCUGGAAGAUUAUGAAGAAGGAGCUAUUUUCUCACAUAUAACUCAUGGCCCUUAUCCACUAAUUAUUGCUUAUACGCUAUUGACCCUUGAUAGUAUGCUUUACCUGCUCCUAGGGAUUUAUUUUGAUCAAGUGAUUCCAGGGGAAUAUGGAUUGCGGCGAAGCUUUUUCUUCUUCCUAAAGCCCUCAUUUUGGGUAAAGCGAACAAGAAAUUAUAAGGAAUUGUAUGAAAGCAGCAUUAAUGGAAGCUUAGAAUUCAAUGAGAUUGUUGAGCCUAUAUCUUCCGAGUUCCAGGGAAGAGAAGCUAUUAGAAUCAAUAAUGUCCAGAAAUCAUAUAUUAAAAAGGGUGAAACUGUGGAGGCUCUGAAAAGUUUAUCCUUUGACAUUUAUGAGGGUCAGAUCACAGCCUUACUUGGACAUAGUGGAACAGGAAAAACAACAUUAAUGAACAUUCUUUGUGGAUUGUCCCCACCUUCUGAUGGAUUUGCAUCGAUUUAUGGCUGUAGAGUUUCGGAAAUAGAUGAAAUGCUAGAUAUAAGAAAGGUAAUUGGAGUCUGCCAGCAGUCAGAUAUAUAUUUUGAUGUAUUAACCGUGGAAGAGAAUUUAUCAAUAAUAGCUUCGGUUAAAGGAAUACCUCCCAAUGAUAUGAUACAAGAGGUCCAGAAAGUUUUACUCGAUUUGGAUAUGCACCCCUUUAAAGAUAACCAAGCUAAAAAACUAAGUGGAGGACAGAAAAGAAAACUGUCGGUUGGAUUUGCAGUUCUUGGAGAUCCAAAGGUAUUACUCUUAGAUGAACCAACCGCUGGCAUGGAUCCAUGUUCACGGCAAACAGUUUGGAACCUCCUGAAAAAUGGAAAAGCCACUCGAGUGACUGUGUUCAGUACCCAUUUCAUGGAAGAAGCAGACAUUGUUGCUGAUCGGAAAGCUGUGAUUUCUCAAGGAAUGCUGAAAUGCCUUGGCUCCUCUCUGUUCCUUAAAACAAAAUGGGGAAUUGGCUACCGCUUGAGUAUGCAAAUAGACAGGUACUGUAACACGGAAGGCACAGCAUUUUUGAUCAAGCAGCAUAUCCCUGGAGCCAGUUUGUUAAAGCAGACUGAAGAGCAGCUUGUGUAUGCCUUACCUUUUAACGACAUGGACAAAUUUUCAGCACUGUUUGCUGAUCUAGACAUGCAUUCCCAUUUGGGUGUUAUUUCUUAUGGCGUUUCCAUGACUACCUUGGAAGAUGUGUUCCUCAAGCUGGAAGUUGAAGCUGAAAUUAACCACACAGAUUUCAGUGCAUUUAACUCGGAGCAAGCUGAAGAUGAAAUGGAUGCAAAAUCUAUGGAUGAGUUAGAGCAAAGCCUGCUAAUGCUAUCUGAGACAAAAUCGUGUGUACUAAGCAAUAAGUCUCUUUGGAAAAAACAGGUCUCUACUCUGGCAAAAGUUCAUUUUCUUAAUUUCAAACGUGACAUCAAAUCACUCACGGAAGUGUUUUUGCUAUUAACAGUGUUCCUUGGUGUUGAGAUUUAUAUGUUCAAUAUGUAUCGGCAAUACUUCAAAAAUGCAGUGGUUCCUGUUACGUUUUCUCCAGACUUAUACUUUCUUAAACCAAAUGAAACUCAUCAUAAAUACAAAAGCAGUCUCCUUGUUCAGAACUUCACUGGGUCAGACAUUGAUGACAUCAUCAGCUCACUCAUAAGCCAGAAUGUACACACAGAAAUAUUCAAUGGCAGUGAUUAUGUAUCGAUUGCUCCCCACAAUGGAGCAUUAAAUGUAUCUCAUACAGGCAAGAGCUACAUCUUUACAGCUGCUUUUAACUGCACCAUGAAACAUUCCUUACCAGUUAUGAUGAAUAUCAUUAGCAAUCUGUAUCUGCACAAUUUAAAUGUAACAGAAAACAUCCAUGUCUGGAGUAGUUCGUUCUUCCAAAAAAUCACUGACAGAGGUUUCAUAAUGGUGCUGGUUGUUCAAGCUUUGACAGUAGGAGUCACAAUAACUGGAUUGCCAUCAUAUUUUUCCAUGGACAAUGCAGAAAACCACAGGAUCAAAGCCUAUACUCAACUUAAAUUAUCAGGUCUUUAUCCAUCUGCUUACUGGUGUGGGCAAGCACUAGUUGACAUUCUUUUAUAUUAUAUUAUUCUCCUUCUGAUGGUCGGAAUCUUGUUCAUAGUACACCAUGGGAUUAUUUUUUCCCCUGAGGAGGCUCUUGCUGUGGUUUUGUGCCUUAUUGGCUACGUACCAUCGGUAAUUCUGUUCCAUUAUGUUGUCUCUUUCACCUUCAAAACAAUACAAAACACCAAAGAAUUUUGGUCAUUAAUUUUUUCAACAGUAGCCUUGAUUUGUGUUAUUGUUAUUGAUGUAGCUUUUAUUCAGUCGUACGCAAUAGCAAUUAUAAUUCACACAUGCUUUUCUAUCUUCAUCCCAAUAUAUCCUCUUAUUGGGUGUCUCAUUUCUCUAACUGAGGUAGCAGAGAAGCUUGGUCGAAAUAUGGAAAGAAAUACAGAAAGGCUAUUGGUUUCAACAAUAGCGCCCUACUUGCAAUGUGUCAUUUGGCUCUUCCUUCUACGCUAUCUUGAGGUUAAAUGUGGAGGCAAAUCAAUGAGAAAUGACCCAUUUUUCAGAACUCCUGCGAAGCUAAAGGCCAGGAAAUCGCCAGAUGUGCCAUUUGACGAGGAUGAGGAUGAAGAUGUUGUGGCUGAGAGGUUGAGGGUUAAGGAGAUGACAACGAGCCAGAGCUGUCAGGAGAAACCUGCCAUUUUGGUCAGCAAUUUACAUAAAGAUUAUGAUGAAAGGACAGAUUUUCUUCUUGGAAGAAAAAUCAAGAAGGUGGCAACCAAUCAGGUCUUUUUUUGUGUAAAAAAAGGAGAAAUUAUGGGACUGCUAGGCCCCAAUGGAGCUGGGAAGAGCACACUGAUUAAUAUGUUGGUGGGAGAAGUAGAACCAACCUCAGGCCAGGUGCUGAUGGGAGAUUAUUCUUUAGGCGAAAAUAACAAGGAUAGCUCCAUGAGAUUUAUGGGAUACUGUCCACAGACAAAUCCACUUUGGCCUGAUAUUACAUUGCAGGAACAUUUUGAAAUUUAUGGUGCUAUCAAAGGAAUGAGUGAAAGUAACAUGAAAGAAUUCAUAAAAUGCAUUUCCCAUGCACUUGACCUCAAGGAACAUCUACAGAAAAGAGCAAAGGACCUUGGAGUAGGAAUCAAACGAAAGUUAUGCUUUGCUCUUAGUAUGCUUGGUAACCCUAACGUUACUCUAUUAGAUGAGCCAUCUACUGGUAUGGACCCUGUAGGGAUACAGCAGAUGUGGAAAGCAAUUCGGGCAGCCUUAAAAAGUAAGGAGAGAGCAGCAAUUCUGACAACUCAUUAUAUGGAAGAAGCAGAGGCUGUGUGUGAUCGAGUCGCAAUCUUGGUGUCUGGAAAAUUAAGGUGCAUUGGUACAGUUCAACAUCUCAAGAGUAAAUUUGGCAGAGGAUAUUUCUUAGAAAUGAAAUUAAGAGAAGUGCCGGAUUUACAGCAGAAGGAGCGUCUUCAAAGGAUGGUUUUGCGCAUCUUUCCAAAUGCAAGUUGCCAGAAAAGCAUUGCCUCUGUUUUGGCUUACAAAAUUCCAAAGGAAGAUGUCCACUCGCUUGCAGUAUCUUUUUCUAAACUGGAGGAAGCAAGACAUGCUUUUAAUAUUGAAGAGUACAGCUUUUCUCAAGCAACACUGGAACAGGUAUUUAUGGAACUUGUCAAAGAGCAAGAAGAGGAAGAGAGCAAUUUUGGAACCCUAAAUGGAACAAUUAGUUGGGAAAGAUCCCAGGGGGAGAGAGUUAUUUUCUGAUUUGUUUCACACUGCAGAAAUUCAAGAGCUUCACUUGUCAGGGUUUUUGCUAAAUAUUUGUUUGCUGUGGCCUAGAGAACAAAUAUCUUACAGAGCCUAUUCCUGAACAAUUGAGUAAACCUUCUUUGCCUUAUGAAAUACCUUUAUUUUUGAAUACUCUUACUACUAUUCUAAGACUUGCUUCUUUUUUAAAAAAGUAAUAAUGAAAACCUUUAUGAUUUUAUCCUUUUGUUUUGUUCUGUAGUAAUGGUGGAAAGAGGGCAAUGUACUUAAUAUAUUGUUUGGGGGCAAUUUAUUUUUCAAGAAACUCAUUAGCUUUAAGAGAAGGACCAUGGCUGGGCCCCAGUGAACUCUUUCUAACCCACUAAAUUUAAGCUUCAGGUAAGACCAAUCGUCCUAUUUCAGUGGGUUAAGGAAGGGUUAACUGAGAUGGGACUUACCACAGCGAUUCCCAACUGCAGUGCGAAUACUAAAGAACCUGAUGCAACACUGUGCUAGCAUCAGCUGAAGAAUACACGUGCAGUCUGUAGUGCCUAGGGAAGAUCAUGUUGCCACUUUACAAAUAUCCAGCAAUGAUGUGUUCGCAGCAAAGGCAGCAUUAGCUGCUGCUGACCUAAUUGAAUGAGCAUGAACCUUUGUUUGCCAGGGUCAUUGCUGAAGUGCUUGUUAACACUCUAUUGCACUACAGUACUUUAAAAAAAGCAAUUGCACUUCCAGAAAUCCCCUCAUCUCAGUCAAAAAACAAUGGGAGUACAAUAUGGGUUAUGAAAUAAACCCUGCCCAAUGGACUAAACUGUGGUCUAAACCUCCCUUUAAAUCCAUAUCAGCGAAAAGAAGGCAACUCACAUUGAAACUUAAUCUCUAGAUGGUACCUAACAAUGCAAAAGGUGGUGCUGACACACCCAGGAACCCCACCAAAAUGCUGGAGCGGUUGUACCCUUUUGGACAUCAGUCCUACAAGAAAUAGGCAAAAUAACAAAACAGGUACUAGAAGCCACCCGAGAACUGGCCCUACUGAAUAUUUUCCAAGACAGUAGGCACAUUCACACUCCAAAGAACUCAUAACCCACCUAUGCUCAGCAGCCAGGAUCAUCAUAACUAGACACUGGAGGUGACCUUCAGGAGUGAACAUAAGCCACUGGGACCAAACUGUCUGGGAAAACCUAAGCAACAAAUUGAAACUAGCAUGGGGACAAACAAAAGAGGAUGCCUUCACCCCAUUGUGGCUCCCCUUUAUCACAUACAAAGCCCAACAAGACAAGAACCCACCGACUGCAUAUGAAUUGAUAUGACUAACUUGACCUAACAACCCCUGCCCCUCACCCAUGCAAACAAAACUCACUGCAGUCAACUGAAGGCAAUCAACCAGGCCUUGCCUCCCAAGCUCCCUCACCGCCAGUGAAGACGAAUGAAUAGAAAGAGAACCUACCCAUGUGACGCUGACACAAAACCUUGCACAUAACACUAUGUAAAAUAAUGAACAUUUAAUACUCCUCCCCCCCUUCUCCCCCAACCUUUUAUUGACUAAAACAUUAGCGUCUCAUGUCGAAUAUGACUGAUCUGUAGAAAGGACUCUGAACUGAAAACAGAUGCUGUUUGUACUCAUGUAACCCAAUAAAAAUUAAUUUUAAAAAAGCAAUUGCACUUCAGAAUUAGUGACAAGGCAUUUAUGGCAUUGUUCUAGCUCCCCCUUUUGGGUUACAUGUUCUGAACAACAGUCACAUUAUCCAGAAUAGAUCUGGUCAGAUGGGUAUAGUCAGCAUUUCAUGAGCUCGAAAUAAGUAUUUUGCCUGCAGCCAAUCACUUUAAGCCACUAUGAAUUACAUUCAAUAAUGUCAAAAUACAUUUCAAUAUAUGUGUAAUGUGGUAUAAGACUACCAAUGCUCCAUUUUGUUUUGGAUGGUUUAAACCAUUACCAUUGCAAGUUGCAAAGAACCCUGUAUACUGCAUGCAUGCAUAUGUCCAUUUAUUUAAAUGGGUUUCUCUCACUUUUCCAAUGCAAAUUGUAAAGGCAACAUGACUAAAUCACUUUAUACAGCAUAUUAAAGCAUUGCAUUAUAUUUUGCCAUUUUUAAUGUCAACACACAAGAUGUACUACAUGUUUGACAAACUUAACUUUUUGUGUUCCUUUUCAAGGUCUUUGCAAUUUGUAGCAGCACACCCCAGUUCUAAUGUUUUGAUAACCAUGGCAAGCAAUGAAUCUGUUCCAUUGGCCGCUGGAAUAACAAAAUAGAGGAAUAAACAUUUAUAUGAUACAA
This is a messenger RNA of Podarcis raffonei (Aeolian wall lizard), 8030 nucleotides long. RefSeq names its product cholesterol transporter ABCA5-like. Gene Ontology annotation, cellular component: intracellular membrane-bounded organelle; membrane. NCBI's taxonomy places the organism in Eukaryota, Metazoa, Chordata, Lepidosauria, Squamata, Lacertidae. The record is from RefSeq and is a predicted model, not a curated record. The transcript is spliced from 40 exons. Gene Ontology annotation, biological process: lipid transport; transmembrane transport. Gene Ontology annotation, molecular function: lipid carrier activity; ATP hydrolysis activity; ATP binding. The coding region runs from base 841 to 5772 and encodes 1643 amino acids.